Angiostrongylus costaricensis is the source of this 438-nucleotide messenger RNA. The record is from the annotation of a GenBank genome assembly. NCBI's taxonomy places the organism in Eukaryota, Metazoa, Nematoda, Chromadorea, Rhabditida, Metastrongylidae.
UGUUGCAGGAAUGCAAAUAUUUCAGAUGUAGAACAUCCGCUAAUGCGAUGUCGCUUGUACAACGUUUCUAUGGUCGGUGGCCCUCACCACUCGUCGUUCAUCAGUCAGCGUCGGCUCUGCGUUACUGAUGAAACAUUGCUUGCUUGGAUUAUUGCUCAUCUGUUCAUCAACCUCUUCGCUUUGAGACAGAAAGAGCGCCGUUUAACGAGGUACCUUACUUCUGAAACAACCACAGUGAUGCAUUGUGGACUUUCCUCUUCACUGAUAUGUUCAAUGAUGGCAGAGUAUUAUUUUUCUUUGAAACCGGGAUCUCCGUGUUACGUGUAUCAGGUUCUCACCACAGGGAAUCCUGUAUGUAUGAGAAAAAUCUGGUCUCUUUAUAGAUCGUGCUCUUCAAAAAGACAGCAAAUAAAAUUAGAUAGUGAAUCCCAUGUUUAG